This is a messenger RNA of Hydatigera taeniaeformis, 360 nucleotides long. NCBI's taxonomy places the organism in Eukaryota, Metazoa, Platyhelminthes, Cestoda, Cyclophyllidea, Taeniidae. The record is from the annotation of a GenBank genome assembly.
AUGAGCGAGUCUGGUGAGCCUGCUUCUCCCUUGCCUCCUAUUCCAAGCCCAAUCAUACACAAGCGUAACCGGACCUUUUCGCAGAGCAUUAGAGCUGCUGAGGCUGCUGAAGAAGGAGGUGUCAUUACCUCCUUCUGCCGUGAGAAAGGUCAUGGCUUCAUUAAAGCGGAUAAUGGGGAGCUCCUCUUUGUUCAUGUUUUUGAUGUUGAUGGUGAGGUGGUGCCUCUGGCUGGUGACCGCGUUCUUUUCAAGAAAAUUCUCAUUCCUCCCAAAAAUGAGAAGUAUCAGGCUGUUCACGUGAAAAUAAUCGACUUUGUUCCGGAACGUCACCAGCGCUGGCAGGAAUUGCCUUGUCAGUAG